UGAUGGCGUGAAAGAAAAUUUCACACAAUUUGGAAAGUCUAGCGUAGUAGGCCGUAAGAAUUUUUUUUGUGUAAAAUUUCAGGUGCUGAGGACAAAGAUUCGAUUUGGAUAGAAAAUUUCCGUGUGAAUUAUUACAGCGGCUGCAACGUCACUCUUCGAUUCUUGAUCUAUUGGUGUUACGAGACGCGAUGAAGCAACUAAAUGCGGUCAUCACAAAGUUCAUAUAUAUAUAACAACUAAACACCUUCGCGUCACGCCAUGUCGUGCGUUCCCAGCUGACGCCUGAUUUGACAUAUCGGAUGGUGUUUCUGUAGGCGCUUGAAACGUGAGAAUUGCGCAAUUACGCGGAAGGUAUAAACGUAUACUUUCUCAUGCGUGGUUUAGUCCGAUAAAACCGUCAGUCGGGAAGAAUGGCGGAACUGGAUGAUUUGUUUCACAUGGAUCAAUAUGCAGCUCCGGAACGGCUCACGGAGUUGUGCUACAAAGCUAUCUGUAAGAAUCUGGACACUAUCUCGGUAAAAGGAAGAGAUGGUCAUCGAGUAUUGAAAAAAGGAAUAACGUUUCCCAGCGAGAUAUGCGAUAACCUUAUCUUGCAUUAUGCAAAGUAUGUGCAACAAUGCGAAACAAAUGAAGAUGAGGAUUGUUUUUUGUCAAUUUUCAAAAACUUGGCAGCAACACGACUGAAACGAGUCAAGAUCUCCAACUGGAUGCUGACUGACGACUCGGUUCUGACACUCGCUAAUCACAAACUGUAUGAAUUAGAGCUCAGCGAGUGUGAUAAUUUGACAGAAGCUUGUAUCGAAUAUAUUAAUGCCAAUUCAGAAAAUUUGCAUAGUCUAGCAUUUCACGGAGCUGUAUUGAUCAUACCGACAAGAUUGAGUGCAACUAGUACAUCGUCUGUCGAUUACUAUGAACGUGGAUAUGUAUUCAAGGCACCGAAUUUAAGACGUCUGGCACUUGGACACAUAGCAAUAUCCGCAACUGAAUAUUCCUUGCUUCUGGCGGGAUUGCCCAAUCUAACGCACUUAGACCUGUCCAAUUGCUUUUACAUUGAAAAUUUUGAAUUCUAUCAUUUGGUACCAAACUUAGUAUCCUUAACUUUGUACAAUGUCAGAGUCUGUCACGAAGCAAAAACUUUUGUUAAGAAUGUCUGUCAGUUGAAAAAUUUAAGGCAUUUGGAUAUUUCACAAUCAAAUCACAAAUAUGGACAGUUCGAGAAUCCUAAUAAGACUUUAUCCGACUUAGUAACUGGUCUACCACAAUUAGUUUCCUUAGAUAUUGGCGGUACAAAUCUCGCAGGAAGAGGUGUUGCCGAACGUCUUGUCGAUACGAAGAUCGAAGAUACUAUGUCUUGCCUUUAUCAGUUUUCUGACAUACCGGGACUUGCGUCUAGAAUACACAAACCGUUACAGUUUUUAGGUCUUUACGGUACCUCGUACGGUGCUUGCAGAAGACAUGAUAUACCAGCGAAAGUGAUAGCCGGUGAUGCAAACGAAGAUCAGAUAUUGAUCGCAGCUCACGUUUGUAUGGACAAUAAACAAGAAAUGUUGCAAAAAGUACUGAGCGAUUUAUAUCACGUAUUUAGAUAUGAAAAUUGUCAAAGAAUGGAUCAGGCGCUGUAUACCGUUCUUGAAGCAAUGGAAAAACAUCCGGGUCAGAAGCAUAUACAGAUAUCGGGAAGCGCUACGUUGUUUUAUAUAGUAAAAAUGAAGCAAAAAGGUGAGCUGGUAGCGCGAAUGAAGAAAAGAAUCAUCAGCACUCUCCUCAUUGGUAUGAGCACACACAGAGACGAAGAGACUAUGAUGAGGAACGGCUGUUUGGCGCUGUGUCAAUUUCGCAUACCACAAGAUGUGAUGUCGAAUUAUGAAGCGCUUGUAAAAGUGCUUUUACAUUCGGCCAAACACUCGGAACCAGAGAGUUUUGUUCAGAGAAUUGGCAUAUAUCUACUGAACUCUCUGGCCUGUCAAGUGGAAGGCACAGAAAAAAUGUUACUCGGCAAACUCGGUUGUGUUAAAACAAUGCUGGAACUAGUGGAAUAUAGGGUAGUGUCCAAUAUAUUCGAUGACGUAUUGGAAGUCGCAUGGUCGACAAUGUGGAACAUGACUGACGAAACGUCCAUAAAUUGUCAGAGAUUCUUAGACGAAAAAGGAAUGGCACUGUUUCUCAUGUGCGUGCAACAAUAUCCACAUAAAGAAGAAUUGUUAAGAAAUAUGAUGGGUUUACUCGGCAAUGUAGCUGAGGUAGAAUAUCUUCGACCCGAACUUAUGCAGGAACGAUACGUAACUGUUUUCGCCACGCUGUUACGCUCCAAUAGCGAAGGAAUUGAGGUUCCAUACAAUGCCGCUGGUAUCUUGGCGCACAUGGCAUCUGAUGGCGUUGACGCUUGGACGAUAGAAAAGCCUACGCGUAAUGAAGUUCUGAAGUACAUGAUACAAGCGAUUGAAAGUUGGGACUUAAGUGCGGAACGUAAUAUCAAUUAUCGCUCGUUCGGACCGUUGUUACGCCUCUUGGAUAUAUAUCACACUUCUCCGUGUCAACAUUGGGCAGCUUGGGCUCUCGCUAAUCUCACCAAAGUGUACCCGUCGAAAUACUGUUCACUGGUGGUGAAGGAAGGGGGAAUGGAGAAGCUCGAGGCAUUGAUAACGGAUCCCAGACCGUACGAACGUAUAAAGGAACUCGCGAGUCUAGUGAUCGAACACUGCCACCAUUACGAGGAUCUUUGCGACGACAUAAAUGUUUCUCCUUCGGCUUUAGACGCCGAAUAUAAUAUGGAUGGAUAAGAAAUCUCAACAUUAUUCCGUUACAGUAGUGACCGUUUGUGUGGAAAAUCAGUUUUUAAGCUUGAAAACUUAGAAAAUCGUGAAAAUCGUGGGAUAGAUUUUAUCCCAUAUGUACUUUAAAGGUGUUAAAACAAAAAAGUAAGUCUGCGUUCUCUCAUGUAUAUUGAGAUAUAUUCCAUAAUCAUCGAUGUACAAGCGAAUCACUACUGUAUAUAUACCUUAGAUUUGUUCUUUUUCCAUACCUGAGGACUGAACUCUGUGAAAAGUGCACGCUAAAGCGUUCUUUUUAUUAAACGUUUUUGUCGUUACACUGUUCUUUUUCGAAGUACAUCAGUCUUGUUUCACAGCAGGUCUAUUUUGAAUUCGCGGAUCUUUAGUUAUAAUGCAAGAGUGCAGUCAGAAUAGAACAAUUAACACGGAAAUACAAAACCAUACAGAGAGCAUCUAAGUAAAUACAUUUCACUUUACCAUUAACCUUUUAAACUGAACUGACGUGGUAGUUUUAUUUAAAUAAAUCGAUUCUUUUUUCGUCAUUUUUUGCUAAAUACAUUAAAAUGCAUCUGCUAUAAGUCUCAACAAUUACAUUUGUAGAACUAAUUUAUGCAUCCAAGUGAUGGAUCGACUAAUAAUCAUUGUCUUUUGUGAAAUGUUUCGAAAAUAGUAUAGUAUAUUAUAUAUUGUGCACAUCAUAUCGUAUAUUGAACAAUUACUUGUGUUUUAAUAAAACAAAUUUUUUUAUACUUAGCAAUUCUGUUAAUUAAAUGUUGUAAUGAAUACAAUCAAAAAUUAUAAGUUAAAAAAUGAAUGUUUCGAAUUUACAAGAUUAUUCUUUAGCAAUCAAAAAACAGUACGGAUAUUGCAAAGAAAGUCAAUGAGUCUAUAACAAGGACAUUCUUCAAAUUUUUGAAAUAUCUCUUCUAUGUUCUUGUUGUUAUUCACGUAAAAAUAAACUUUUUUCUGUUUAGAAUUAGUCCUGGAAAGUGGAAAAAUAACAAAUAUCUCUUGUAUAGCGUAUGUGCGUGUCAUUUCUUUAACCACGAUAUUCAUAUAAUCCGAUCAUGUAUUUAAGAUUGGCUUGAGGUAAUCUCAUGAUGCUGCAAGAGGUUUUUUAUUGGAUACAAACUAUCAAACCAAAUGAACUCAAAACGAUUUUAAAUAUGAGAUCCGACUCUGAAUAUCGACGUUAGACGCGAUAAAUUUAUAAUCGAAUCGUAUCAUUCGACACAAGAGAAGUUAAAAAAAAAAAAAAAAUCGACGUGAUAAAUCAUAUAUUCUACGGCAACUGCUCCGAAAAAAAAAAAAAUAAAUAAAAACGAAUGAAUGCUCAAUAUUAUAAUUAUGAGGAUUGUGUGUGCGUAGACGUAUACCUAUACAUAACGUGCGCGUGUUCUGUGUGUAUGCAUGUGUACACAUGUGUGCAUAUAUAUGAAAAAUGCAACUAUUUCAAAAGGACUGUUUUGUUUUAAUUAUCAGCAAAUAUAGGUAUGUAGGUAUAUGUAUCUAUACAGUAUGUAUAAAUGCUGGUAAUUAAACUUUGCUGGUCAAUCGUAAGAGAUCCUAUGUAUAUACAGCUCGCUUAUAAUAUCGUAGGAAAUGAGGAUAUAAGUGAUCGUAAUUAAAACAGCGAUUGCGCGCUUAUUAUUUUUUAACUGUGUCUAUUAACACAUUGCUAACCGCACGAGAUAUUGAACAUUGCAUAUUUUUCACGAACCAUGCGCGGAUAUCAAUUUGAAUGACGGAAAAUAUUACAGAAUGUUAUUAAUAGUGUCGAGACGUCACACCACGUCUUUUGACUUCAGAAUACCAUCUUCUCGAUUUGAGCUCUCAACACCACCUCUUUGAGUGUGGAGCAUAUCUAGACGUUUUUUUCUCAGUGUACGACUCAACCGUGAGAUAAAUCGAGUUUGAAUUUUCUUUUUUUCUAAAACACAAAAAUGUAUAAAGGAUUUUACAAUAUAUGCAUAUACAGCAUAUACAGUUUGCGCAUGUAACAUGUAUAUGUAUAAUAUUUAUAAAUUAAAAUAUAUAUGUGUAUGUUUAAAGAAACGUCAUAGUACAUAUAUUCAAAGUGUGUUCUAGAGUUAAUGAGAUAAAAAUAACUUUUAUACCAAAAUUACAAAUCAUAAGAGAUGAGAGUGAAUUCGCGUCUUGUAUGUUUCUUGCGAGAUAUUUGGAGAAAAUUAAGUUUACUAAGAUUUUUGUUAAAAAAAAAAAAAAAAAAAAAAUUAUUAAUUUUACGACGUGUGUUAACUACAUUGUAAAAAGCACAUUCUGGUGUUGGGUACUCUUGAGAUCUUGUUCGGUUAACAAUGUAUUAACUUUCGUAUAAUCUGUAGAUGUUUGUUUCAGCAUCUCUUUCUUUUGCUUCUUUUCCUUUUUUACGAAUAAUAAUAAUAAUAAUAAUAUAAAAGGUAAUUUUUUGCUCUCGUUAGUAGAAUUUUAUCGACACAUGAGGACGAGGAAAAUCUAUCUUGCGUGUAAAUACAGUUAAUACAAAAAUGUAGCGAUAUGAUAUUAGAUUUAAUGUUUUGUAUGUUAUCGUUAUAGUAUUAAAAUCCUAUUAAAAAAAUAAUAAUAAUUAACUCCAAUUAAGUACCAAUUAUACACAACUGUGGACGUAUACUUUUGUCGAGUUUCUAGAUUUGUCCCUUCGACGCAAGAUGAAAAUGCGCGAAAAAGUAAUUAACAACGCAAGAUGUAAGCGCG
Molecule: messenger RNA, 5486 nt
Organism: Pseudomyrmex gracilis
Lineage: Eukaryota; Metazoa; Arthropoda; Insecta; Hymenoptera; Formicidae
Product: protein zer-1 homolog
Exons: 9
Coding region: 411-2780 (789 amino acids)
Cellular component (GO): Cul2-RING ubiquitin ligase complex
Source: RefSeq, a predicted model, not a curated record